AGAGAAGAUAAACAUCAUAUCUUCAAGGCAAUUGUCCUGCAGUUACCAAAAUGAUAAACCACUUCGUGCUUCUCGCAGCCUACAUUAUAACCUUCUUAAUCGGCCUACCAGCCAAUAUCCUGGCCAUUUAUGCCUUCAUCAGGAAGCUUAGCAAAAAACCCACGCCCACAGAUGUCCUCCUGCUGAACCUGACUCUCUCCGAUCUGCUCUUCUUGCUUUUCCUACCAUUGAAGAUGUAUGAGGCGGCAUCAGGCCUGCAAUGGCACCUUUCCCAGGUCCUGUGCUCUAUCAUGUCAUUUGUCUUUUUCAGCACCAUCUACACCAGCUCUCUGUUGCUGAUGGCUAUCAGUAUUGACCGCUACUUGGGAGUGGUCUUCCCACUGACCUACAUGAAGUUUCGCAAGCUUCUCUAUGCCAUUGUUGGCAGUAUUUUCAUCUGGCUGAUCAGUGGUGCACACUGCACAAUUGUGUUUUUCGUCGUCCAUAUGGGCAUCCAUAAUAACACUGAACCAAUGAACACCUGCUACGAGAACUUCACUGAUGACCAGAAAAGAGUUGUACUUCCAGUGCGCCUGGAGUUUUUUGUGGUUCUUUGUUUACUGCCCCUGUUUGUAUGUGUGUUCUGCUAUCUUAACUGCAUCUGGAUCCUUUACCAUAGGCCCCGCAUAACAAAAGAGAAGAAGCAAAGGGCCAUUGGAAUGGCACUGGGCACCUUGAGUGUCUUCUUGAUUUGCUUUGUGCCCUACAACAUGUCACAUGUGGUGGGCUUCAGCACCAAUGACAGCCCAUCCUGGAGGUACUACACAUUGCUCCUAAGCACCUUCAACACUUGCCUGGACCCCAUCAUCUUCUACUUCUCCUCAACUGUGUAUCGCAACACCACCAAAGUGUCCCUCUGGAGAGUUUUCUCAAUCAGGCGCCGUCUAGGCUUGAACACCCCUCCCAAUUUGAGUGCUGCGGGAGAUUCGAACUCUGAAAAAGAAUUUGACAGACACAAUAGUGACAACAGACAAUAG
This is a messenger RNA of Neoarius graeffei (lesser salmon catfish), 1016 nucleotides long. RefSeq names its product free fatty acid receptor 2-like. The transcript is spliced from 2 exons. Gene Ontology annotation, biological process: cellular response to fatty acid; G protein-coupled receptor signaling pathway. Gene Ontology annotation, molecular function: G protein-coupled receptor activity. The record is from RefSeq and is a predicted model, not a curated record. Bases 51 to 1016 code for a protein of 321 amino acids. NCBI's taxonomy places the organism in Eukaryota, Metazoa, Chordata, Actinopteri, Siluriformes, Ariidae. Gene Ontology annotation, cellular component: plasma membrane.